Molecule: messenger RNA, 2723 nt
Organism: Caenorhabditis sp. 36 PRJEB53466
Lineage: Eukaryota; Metazoa; Nematoda; Chromadorea; Rhabditida; Rhabditidae
Source: the annotation of a GenBank genome assembly
AUGUGGUGUCCCAUCGUCCUACUAUUAGCCGGCAUUUUAUUCCCAGCCACUGGUACACUUCUUCACGUUUCUAACAAACUUUUCAAGAAAUGUGUCAUCACGUUUUUCCAGUAUUCUCCGCCGCGCCGUGCUCCUCGAAAAUCUAUCAGGGAGCGUUCAAAAACUUGGUGUGCGUGUGCAAUGCCACGUUUUGCGACGAGAUCGAACCGAUCGGGCCGAUCGCCGAGGCAAAGGCAGUUGUGUAUCGAUCGACGCUGGACGGCGAACGACUCAGGCGCAUGAGUUUCAAGAUGCGCAAGAGCGGCGGCGAGAACGAUGAAGGUAGGCGUCGCGUCGGAAACCGGAACACGGAACUCGGAAAAUACAGUAAUCGGUUGCAGUGAACGUCACAAUCACCGUCGACACUUCCGAACGCUUCCAGACGAUUAUCGGGUUCGGCGGCGCGUUCACCGAUUCGGCCGGCGAUCAACUGGCGGCCGUGACGGACCGUCUCGCCGAUCGCAUCCUGAAUGCGUACUUUGGCGCCGACGGACUCGAGUACAAUAUCGGACGAGUGCCGAUGGCCAGCUGCGACUUUUCGACGCACGAGUACAGCUACGACGACGUGCGCGAUGACUUUGAGCUCAAAAACUUUGCGUUGCCUGAAGAGGAUCUGAAGUUGAAAGUUGGCAAAUAGUGUGUUGCUCUGAAUUCAUUUCACGCUGUUCUAGAUUCCAUUUAUCCAAAAAGCAAUCGAGAAAAGCGGCGGGAAACUUCAGUUGUUCGCGAGUCCCUGGUCGGCUCCGGGAUGGAUGAAGGUGACGGGACGGAUGCGGGGCGGCGGCGCGAUGAGGAACGAUUCAAGGGUUUAUAAGGCUUAUGCCGAGUACUUUAUCAAGUAGGUUUUCCGAAAUCGGCACAGUUUCAAAAGUUGUACAAAUGUGCUUAUAGUGCCGCGUCCAAAGUCUCGGAAAACGCGCAAAUCUCGCGGAUUUUGCAGACCAAAGUCGGCAGAAAUUUGCGGGAAAUCCGGGGUGCGCACAGCUGAACGAGUGUUACCGUACACCAUAAAACUACGGUAUUUUUUUGAAAAAAAUUUAAAUUUCUCGAGAAUAAUUGAAAUUUUUUUCAAAUUUCUUGGGUAAAUUUUUCAACGGUAUUUUUCUGAAAAAAAUUUAAAUUUCUCGAGAAUAUUUGAAAUUUUUUUCAAAUUUCUUGGGUAAAUUUUUCAACGGUAUUUUUUUGAGAAAAAUUUAAAUUUCUCGAGAAUAUUUGAAAUUUUUUUCAAAUUUCUUGGGUAAAUUUUUCAACGGUAUUUUUUUUGAAAAAAAAUUUAAAUUUCUCGAGAAUAUUUGAAAUUUUUUUCAAAUUUCUUGGGUAAAUUUUUCAACGGUAUUUUUUUGAAAAAAAUUUAAAUUUUUUUCGAGAAUAAUUGAAAUUUUUUUCAAAUUUCUUGGGUAAAUUUUUCAACGGUAUUUUUUUGAAAAAAAAUUUAAAUUUCUCGAGAAUAAUUGAAAUUUUUUUCAAAUUUCUUGGGUAAAUUUUUCAACGGUAUUUUUUUGGAAAAAAAUUCAAAUUUCUCGAGAAUAAUUGAAAUGUUUCAAAUUUCUUGGGUAAAUUUUCAAAAAAUACAGUCGUUUUAUGGUGUACGGUAACACUCGUUCAGCUGUGCGCACCCCGGAUUUCCCGCAAAUUUCUGCCGACUUUGGACUGCAAAAUCCGCGAGAUUUGCGGGUUUUGCGAGACUUUGAACGCGGCAGAGCGGUUUAGAGCGUUUUUAGACCUCAAAAAUUGAGAUUUUCAGAUUCUUCGAGGCCUACUCCUCGCACAACAUUCCGUUCUGGGGUCUGACGAUCCAAAAUGAGCCGUCGAGCGGCGCCGAUAUGACGUGGCGCUGGCAGACGAUGAACUACACGGCGGAGACGAUGCGCGACUUUCUCCGGGACUAUCUCGGUCCGCGGUUGAAGGAGACCGAGUUGACCGAGAAGUUGAAGGUGAUGAUACUGGACGACGGGCGCGGAUUGUUGCCCGGCUGGGCCGACACCAUUUUCAACGAUACGGAGGCGAGGAGGUACGCGGACGGAGUGGCCGUUCACUGGUACGGGAACAUGUACUCGCCGGCGGUCCUGCUCGAUAUCACCCAGCGACACCACCCGGACAAGUUUAUUUUUGGCACUGAGGUGAGUGUAAUCGAGUGUUUCGUCGCAUUGAACUCUCCGUUUGCAGGCGUGCGCCGGCUACUUUGGCCACCACGGCCCGAUCAUGGGCGACUGGUUCCGUGCGGAGGGCUACGCGGACGACAUCAUCACCGACCUGAACCAUCACGUCUCCGGCUGGACCGACUGGAACCUGUGUCUCGACGAGACGGGCGGUCCCAACUGGGCCUACAACGUCGUCGACGCGCCGAUCAUUGUGAAUCGGACCGCCGACGAGUUCUACAAACAGCCAAUGUUCUACGCGAUGGGCCACUUCAGGUAGGCGCAACAAUUUGCCCAAAACCGCUCCUAUUUUGCAGCAAGUUCUUGCCACGUGGCUCGACCCGGGUCCUCUCGCUGGUGCGCGGAAACCUUGCCGUCUCGGCCGUCAGUGUGGUCAUCGAAGGCGGCCGCCGUGCCACCGUAAUCCUGUCCAAGUCCGCGAGCUCUCUUUCCGCCCGAAUCGUCGACGGCUCCACCGGACUCUCGCUCACUUUGACCCUUCCGCCAAGAUCGAUUCACACUGUCAUUUGGGAGAAGCGCAAAUAA